AAGAAGGAGACCUCACGUUCUGAGACUUGUCUGUCCGACGUAUCAGUCACCAUGUCGUACGCGGCCGGGUCGUACGCGGCCAAGUCCUACGCGGACAAGUCCUACGCCGACCGCUCGUAUGCCGAGAAGUCUUUCAAGGACAGCGCUUACACGACCUACGAUGAAGCAGCCAAAACGGCAUACCAACAACAGCUCCUGAAGGAAAAGCAGAAGCGUAGAGACGCGAUGCACUGUGAAGUCGCCGCUCUCGUGAUCGGAUUCGUCGGCCUGAUCGGUGUCGCGGCGGUUACGGGUCUCCCCAUGUGGAAGGUGACGGCGUUCAUCCAGGAGAACAUCAUCGUCAUGGAGACCCGCUGGGAAGGCCUGUGGAUGAACUGCUACCGCCAGGCCAACAUCCGCAUGCAGUGCAAAGUGUACGAUUCUCUGCUCUACCUGCCUGCUGAGCUCCAGGCCGCCCGAGGUCUCAUGUGCACCGCCGUGGCUUUGACGACGCUCGCCUGCAUCAUCUCGACCAUUGGGAUGAGGUGCACUCGCCUUGUGGACUCACGACCACGUGUCAAACACAUCACUCUGAUGGUCGGUGGAUGUCUGUUCCUGGCUGGAUGUUUAGCCACCCUCAUUCCUGUCUCCUGGACCGCCAACGUCAUCAUUCAGGAUUUCUACAACCCCCUGCUGAUUGACGCGCAGCGCCGAGAGUUAGGAGAGGCGCUCUACAUCGGAUGGGUGAGCGCAGCGAUAUGCUUCACAGCCGGGGUUAUACUGCUGUGCCGACACGCACCGAGAAUAGAAGAGAAGGAGGACGUCAACUCUGUGUUGUACAGGGCCCAGUACGCUCCAUACAAUAACACUUAUCCUGGAUAUACCUAUCAACCAGCUUACAGCUACCAGCCAGCAUACGGACAUCACCCUCCUUCUGUUGCCUACGUAUCAUCCGCAUAUUAAAAGAGUCAAAAUGUAGGACAGAUAUUUCCACAGCUGUUAUGAUCUCUUGAGUUCAUUUGCUCAGUGUCCUGGACUCAUCACUGUAAAUAAUGAACAUGGAGAUUUUUUUUUUUUUUAAAUCAAUAUUGUAUGUUUUAACCUCGUCAGUGGUUAUAUAUAAGUUUUUAAUGUAAAAACAUUUUUGGUAAAGAACUUGACUUUGUGUUGUCACUGAGCACUCUAAGUAAAGAAUAUUCCAUGCAUAGUAUAAAUAUUAGAUAAACUGAUCAUGUGACAUACUAUGGACAUUACCAAAACACACACACUCACACACACACACAUACUGUGUAUAUACACACAGUUGUAAGCUCUUGUUAUAAUGCGGUAAUACUUUUUGAAUCUUUGAAUCCAUGUGUUUUGUUUUAUGUUUGUAGUGUUUGUUUGAAAUAAAAUUAAAUUAUCACAGUUUCAGUA
Molecule: messenger RNA, 1395 nt
Organism: Clarias gariepinus (North African catfish)
Lineage: Eukaryota; Metazoa; Chordata; Actinopteri; Siluriformes; Clariidae
Gene: cldn8.2
Product: claudin 8.2
Exons: 1
Coding region: 52-942 (296 amino acids)
Biological process (GO): cell adhesion; bicellular tight junction assembly
Cellular component (GO): plasma membrane; bicellular tight junction
Molecular function (GO): structural molecule activity
Source: RefSeq, a predicted model, not a curated record